Molecule: messenger RNA, 1512 nt
Organism: Castor canadensis (American beaver)
Lineage: Eukaryota; Metazoa; Chordata; Mammalia; Rodentia; Castoridae
Source: RefSeq, a predicted model, not a curated record
GCUGUAAGUGAGGGAUGGAGGGAAAGGAGAGGAAGCCUGAGCGCUAAGGGUUCCGUCUGCAGCUUGCUCCCUACUAUAUCCAUCCGAGGAGAAAAGUUUGUGAAUCGGGCCCCUAAGUUUUGGGGGACCCGGUCUUGCGGCGUGGAGGGACAGAGGACGCUCGUGGCAGGAUUCGGGUUCCUCAUUUUAUGGAGGAGGAAACAGGCUCAGCGAGGUGAAAGCAAAAAAAAGCUCAGAGAUCUCACAUUCUCUUCCCCCAUGGAGCCCACCCAGCCUUCAGAGGACCUCAUCCUGACCCAGCCGUCUCCCACCCCGGAACUUGGGGACCCCGAGGACCCCGGGGAUGAAGGCGCGGACGGCUCGGACACUGUGGUCCUCCGUCUGUACCCCUGCAUCCCAGAGCCAGGGAUUCCUGAAACCGACGGCAGCACCUCCUCGCUGCAGGGCAGCUGUCUGAAGCACUCCACCACCCUCACCAACCGGCAGCGUGGCAACGAGGUGUCGGCCCUGCCGGCCACCCUGGACUCCCUGUCCAUCCACCAGCUCGCGGCGCAGGGGGAGCUGAGCCAGCUGAAGGAACAUCUGCGGAAAGGUGACAACUUGGUCAACAAGCCUGACGAGCGUGGCUUCACCCCCCUCAUCUGGGCCUCGGCCUUUGGAGAGAUUGAGACUGUCCGCUUCCUGCUCGAGUGGGGUGCCGAUCCCCACAUCCUUGCUAAGGAGCGGGAGAGUGCCCUGUCACUGGCCAGCAUGGGCGGCUACACGGACAUCGUGGGGCUGUUGCUGGAGCGCGAUGUGGACAUCAAUAUCUAUGACUGGAACGGAGGGACUCCACUGCUGUAUGCUGUGCGCGGGAACCACGUGAAGUGCGUUGAGGCCUUGCUGGCCCGUGGCGCUGAUCUCACCACCGAGGCCGACUCUGGCUACACCCCGAUGGACCUCGCCGUGGCCCUGGGAUAUCGGAAAGUGCAACAGGUGAUCGAGAGUCACAUCCUCAAACUCUUCCAGAGCAACCUGGGGCCCGAUGACCCCGAGUGAAGGCCGCCCGCCAGGGACUCACAUGCUCAGGGAACAAAACGGUGGACCCCAAGCUGGGGGACUCAGAAGUGGCUUCAAAGGCAGCUCCUGGACAGGCGGCAGGAGGGAACCCUUCCAAGCGGAACCAAUAAACCUUCUGUGAAGAACUUUCAAGGACUUCGCCCGCUGCUUCCCCGAGGGCUUCCUGGAGGCGAGGCCUCCCUGUUCUCUCAUGCUGCCCUCUCCCCCAGCACCCGCAGGUGGUAGAUGACCACGCGGCCAAAAAAGUCCGUGGUGUCUUCAAAUGUCACCCUUAGCCUGUUCACCUCCGCAGCUGGCACGGGGAAGGUGUGAGCAUGGGCAGUCAAGGAAAAAGUGACCAGCCCUUCCUGCCUUUCAGAUGACCAGGCUCAGACACUGUCCAUGUGCUGGGUGACCAGCUGCAUGGAAGUUUUACUUAGGGUCCCUCACCAGGGUCCCCACUCAGGUCCAGGU